Molecule: messenger RNA, 1992 nt
Organism: Helianthus annuus (common sunflower)
Lineage: Eukaryota; Viridiplantae; Streptophyta; Magnoliopsida; Asterales; Asteraceae
Product: protein FAR1-RELATED SEQUENCE 5-like
Exons: 6
Coding region: 1-1992 (663 amino acids)
Biological process (GO): regulation of DNA-templated transcription
Molecular function (GO): zinc ion binding
Source: RefSeq, a predicted model, not a curated record
AUGGCUGAUUCGAACAGCCAACAACAUCGAACUGUUGCCGGUGGUACGGAGUUACCCAACCUCAAUGAUGAUCCUGGUUCACCCUUAAAUGUUGUCCCACAUAAUCUUUCACUUCAUUUUGCAUUUAAUGAAGAUGAAGAUGCUUUGGGUGAGGGUAGAGUUUCACUAGAUCCUGAACCUAUUUCUUCAGAGCUUCCAGCCUCACUUCUGAAUCAAAAUGGCCCAAAUAAUGAUGAAGAUGGUGUUCAGGAUUGUACUUUUACGCAGUUGCUAUCCACAGGUGUUCAUGCGGACGAGGAAUUUUAUGUUCACCACACACCCAAUGGGACUAGAAUGUGGUGUCCUAAUGUUCCUAUUGUUUUAAAGCCUGUUGUUGGUUCUGUAUAUGAAACAUGGAAGGAUGUGUUCAGUAUGUACAAGGACUAUGCUGUGUAUUCUGGGUUUUCUAUUCAUAAGGGGCAAACCAAGAGAUGGAAGGGGUACAACAUGAUUUUUGUUCCUUUCACUGGCGUUGAUAAUCAUAAACAAUGUGUGACAUUCGGUGCUGGCUUGCUAUUCAACGAAACCACUGAGUCUUACAAGUGGUUGCUUGAAUCAUUUCUGAAGGCACACAAGAAGCAACCAAAGUUAGUUCUGACGGACCAGGACCCUUCAAUGAAAGCUGCCAUUUCAGAGGUUUUCACAGACUCUCGGCACCGCCUUUGCAUGUGGCAUAUUAUGAAGAAACUUCCCACCAAGUUUUGUGUUUUCAUAUGUAUAUAUUGCUGGAGACCUGUUACAAACUCUGAGCUAAGAGCAUUGAUUUAUCGUUUGGUGUGGAGUAUUCACAUGAAGCCAUCUACAUUUGAGACGCGUUGGCAACUUUUGAUGGAGGAAUAUAGGUUACAAGAUCACGACUGGUUGAAUGACAUGUACUCAAUUAGGGACCAAUGGGUACCUGCCUACUUCUGUGACAUCCCAAUGUGUUGUCUGAUGAAGACUACAUCAAGAUGUGAAAGCUCUAACUCAAGCUUCAAGGUCAACUCUUCUAGCGCUAACACACUAGUUCAGUUCAUGCUAUGUUACGAAACUAGGAUAGACAAUCAUCGUUACAGGCAACGUGUUGCAGAGUUUAAAACUUCAUCUAGUGUAUUCAUGGACAGUACUGACUUAGCUAUUGAGAAGCAUGCUUUUGAGUUGUAUACACAUGCAAUUUCCACAGAAGUAAGAAAAGAGAUAUACAAGGGGAAGCUGUUUUGUUACAUUGUAAACACGGAGGAUUGUGAUGAUGUUUGUGUUUACUAUGUGAAUCAGUUGGACAAACGUAACAAUACAACCAACACAUUCACGGUUAAACUUGAGUUGAGUAAUCAGUCGGUAUCCUGUUCAUGCAACAACUUCAUCCGUAUUGGAUAUCUGUGUAGGCACAUUUUUUGUGUUUACCGGGUAAACAAUAUUGAAAAAAUCCCGGCCCAGUUUGUUGUUAAGCGUUGGUCUAGGGACGUGCUUCCUAAAAGUUUAUUUUCUAUUGAGAGUCGAUAUGGCGUUGACACUCGUCCACAAGCUGCUGCGAGAAGUCAGAUUCUUGAGAUCGUAACUGAAUGUGUGGACGCAUUAAGAAGUGAUGUUGGAGGACUUUCUUCUUUCGCUGAGCAGAUAAAGGAACUGAAAUGCAAGUUACUAAAUGGAGGACCAGUUGAUGACGAAGCCAACAAUGAUAACUAUGCUGCUGUUGAAGAAUUGCUUGGUGUUUCUUUAGAUGGGGACGUAACUCUCAACAAUCCAGACGGGAUCAGGAACAAAGGACGCGGCAAACGCCGACGAUUGUCUAGAGCACCUCAGGAUGGAACGAGCAACUCUGCUGUCAAACCUCCCAAAACACCCAGGCUUUGCCGAACCUGUAUGAAGUACGUGACUGGGCAUGAUUCAAGAAAUUGCAAGAAAAAGAAGAACAAGAAUAAAUCGGGUAACGAGGACGAGGACUCAAGCUCUGCGAGUCAGGAGUCCACUUGA